Syngnathus typhle (broad-nosed pipefish) is the source of this 2270-nucleotide messenger RNA. It is a transcript of the gene gclm, whose product is annotated as glutamate-cysteine ligase, modifier subunit. Gene Ontology annotation, molecular function: glutamate-cysteine ligase catalytic subunit binding; enzyme regulator activity. Lineage: Eukaryota; Metazoa; Chordata; Actinopteri; Syngnathiformes; Syngnathidae. Gene Ontology annotation, biological process: glutathione biosynthetic process. The transcript has 7 exons. Gene Ontology annotation, cellular component: glutamate-cysteine ligase complex. The record is from RefSeq and is a predicted model, not a curated record. The coding region runs from base 212 to 1039 and encodes 275 amino acids.
GCCCCCCUUAGCUGUGUAAACAAGUAACCGAAGCAGCAAGUCAUCGUGACUACGUUUUAUUUCCAUUGCAUCUCUCGCGCCACUAUUCUAUUGGUCACUUCUCAAGAAGGUGCAGUCAUAUAAAUAGUAUAAGGCAAGCCCCCCCGCCUGCUCUUGGUUGCCACGUUUCGUCACGUCGGACGCUUUUUCCUCCCGACAAAAGACGGCACACAUGGAUCCUCACAACACUAACGCGGAGGCGAAGGGGAGUCUACUGAGCCACGCGAAGACGCUCAGGCUCCACACGGGAAAUUUAGUCAACAGAGCCCGCUUGACGAAGAAAUGUCCAUGUUCCCCCAGCGAGGAGCUUCAAGAAUGCAUUCAGGCUACACUGAGCAGCUGGUUCUCCACAAUAGAAGGACCUACUGAGGAUUUACCCGACACAUUGGACUGUAACAUCCCCCAGGCCACAGAUGCGAUCAUACCUGAGGAGAGGGAGGAGCUUAAGGUGUCAGCCAAGCUGUUCCUCUUCGAGUCGGAUCAGUCGUCCAUCAGAGAUGCAGUGGAGAUGGCCUGUCAGACGUUGGCUGUGUCCCAGCUGGACUCUGUUAUCAUCGCGCCGCGAAGGCUCCUUAGCGGCGACGUCCAAACGCUGGCUCCCCUUCAGCCGGCGUGGGAGGAGCUGGAGGCGCUCGUACGUAGCCAGAGGAUCGCCGCUAUCGGAACUUCCGACCUGGACAAGGACCUCCUGGAGCAGCUUUACAUCUGGGCUCAGGUCAAGCCCAGCAGCAACCAAGUGAACCUGGCCUCCUGCUGCGUGAUGCCCCCCGAGCUAACGGCCUUCGCCAAAGAGUUUGACAUCCAGCUUCUCACACACAACGAUCCUGCGGAGUUGAUAUCAGCGGCCAACUUCCGGGAGGCGAUGCAGGAGGGAACGCAGCACGCGAGCGCGGCCGACUGGAGGCUAGAGUGGCUCCUUCGCUACUCCGUCAUCGUCAAGAGUCGCGGCAUCAUCAAGGCCAUGGGCUACCUGUUCAGCGCCAGGAAGGCGGAACUCUAGCGGAGGCAAGCGAGGGAUGAAGCCAUUUGUCAUCUUUUCCAUUCACGACCAGAUGCAAAGUAACAGUUCUGCAAACAUGGAACGCUGCCCAUCAUACAUUUACUGUCUCAUACUCUCUUGAGAUUUGGAUGAGGUCUGCAUUUUUUAGCUGAAUCAUUUGGGUCUAAAAAAAGAAGCACUCGUUACGAAGAUUUAGUGAUUUUGGGCUUUGUGAGUUUUACUGUUCAGCUACUUGCCAGAGAAGCUCAGUUUUGCACAAUAAGUUUACCAAAACACAAGUUUACCAAAAAAGACCCAAUAUCUCUAACUUGUUGUGAGGAGUGUACAAAAGUGGGCCUUUUCCCAGCAAUAUGCAUUGUGCACAUAACAAUGUGGCUGGACACAAAGUCAAUUUCUUCACAUGCCAAGACACACAAAGUGAUCGAAAUAACGUUCCCACUAUCCCACGGUGACAAGACAUAGUACACAAUAUACUACAUGCAAGUAAACAACACAAAAACCCCCAAAAAACAAAGCAUACCUCUCAGACUUUUAACGCAUCAUCGGAUUUGAUAAUAGAUGAGGUGGGCAGAUAUCAAAAUUCAUCCUGUACAGUGAAUAUUUCUGUGACGUAAAAGGUAGUUUGAGUGACUAAUUGUCACCUUGUAACUUGUGGCUUUACUGUUGGGUUAUGUAGUGAUUUCCUCAACCGUCUUCAAAUGUGAAGUGCCUCAUUGCAUCUGAUCUCAUGUUCAUACAUGUUUUUAUCAACGUUUCGUAAUGUCACCAAAUGUCUGUACAAAAAACCUGUUGAUUUUUGUUCUUCUGAUAAUUUGUAUUAUUAGAGGAAUGGAUUAUGAAGGUUAGAUUUAAUUGUAAGAUUUUCUGUAAAGACUAAUUUGCAUUCCUCAUUUAAGAAAAAUGCACUAACUCUGAUACAAUUUUACCAUUGGAAGCUCAGCUAGAUAUUUUUUACUCCAACAUUUAUUGAUUUGUUGCCAGGGAUAACAUUCACCUCAUUUGUUAAGAGAUUAAAUUUGUAUUUUGAGAUUAGGUUGCAAUUGAUGUCAUCUGUUUUUCCCCUUUAAUAUCUUUAAAGGUAGGGAAAUAUAUUUUCUAAGGCAUUUUUAUUUAUGAGUUAAAACUUGCUUGAUCCAGUAAAUCACUUGAAAAUAUCACUGCUGUACUGGAAACAUCCAUAUACUGUCAUUUGUUUGUCAAAAAUGGUCUUUAUUAAACUGUAUAAAACAUU